AAAUACUAAUGUCUGUUGCCAUCAGGCUACAUUUCCUCCAGGACUGAACUUCUCGUCAUGGCGGCUCAGACUCCUUCUCUGGUCUCAAGUCGGUGGCUGGCAGAUGCCAUCAAAGAUAACCUGGUCGGUCCAAAGCUUUCUAUCCUGGACAGCUCCUGGUACCUUCCCAAAGCUAAGCGGAACCCCAGAGCAGAGUUCGCUCAGAAACACAUCCCGGGCGCCUCGUUUUUCGACAUAGAUGAAUGCUGCGAUAGAAGCUCCAAGUUUGACCACAUGCUGCCGAGCUCCGACUUCUUCUCUCAGGUCGUCGGAGAUCUCGGUAUCGGCAACGACACGCACGUCGUCGUGUACGACACCAGCAGCGCGGGCUCGUUCAGCGCCCCCCGGGUGUGGUGGAUGUUCCGGGUGUUCGGCCACGACUCGGUGUCGGUGCUGGACGGAGGCAUGAAGAACUGGGAGGCUGACGGACACCCGGUGAGCUCCCAGUACAAGAAGCCGGAGAGCAGAGAGUUCCGAGCGACCCUGAACGCAUCAUGGGUGAAGAGCUAUGAAGACGUCCUGGAGAACAUCAAGACCAAGAAGGUCCAGGUGGUGGACGGCAGGUCUGCUGGCAGGUUCAAGGGUACUGAUCCAGAACCCAGAGAGGACAUUCUGCCUGGACAUUUCCCCGGAGCCAUCAACAUGCCGUACCCCAAAUUCCUGGAUCCCUCUGGGAAACAUCUGGGAACUGAGGCCCUGGCCAAGCUUUUUAAAGACGCCGGGGUGGACCUGCAGCGUCCGCUCUGGGCCUCCUGCGGUUCUGGAGUCACUGCGUGUCACAUCGUCCUGGCUGCGGAGCGGCUCGGCUCCCCGGGGGUCCCUCUGUACGACGGCUCCUGGUGCGAGUGGUUUCAGAGGGCCGAGCAGGAGAACAUCAUUUCAGAGUGGGGGAGAACGACUGAGUGAACAAUUAUCAGACGAGCUGCAGAUCAAAAGA
Nematolebias whitei (Rio pearlfish) is the source of this 976-nucleotide messenger RNA. It is a transcript of the gene mpst, whose product is annotated as mercaptopyruvate sulfurtransferase. The coding region runs from base 58 to 945 and encodes 295 amino acids. Gene Ontology annotation, molecular function: thiosulfate-cyanide sulfurtransferase activity. The record is from RefSeq and is a predicted model, not a curated record. Gene Ontology annotation, cellular component: mitochondrion. Gene Ontology annotation, biological process: transsulfuration. Lineage: Eukaryota; Metazoa; Chordata; Actinopteri; Cyprinodontiformes; Rivulidae. The transcript has 2 exons.